CAUUUGCAUAAUUUUCACAUCACUUUCCUCUUCCCAUUCCAAAACACAUAACAAAGAUGAAUCCACUAGCAUUAGCUCUCAUCUUGUGCACCAUUGCUGCAUCUCACUCCACAAUCAUCAAUCCCCAAAACAACAAUGCCAAUCUGAUAGAACAAACUUGCAAAAAAACUCCAAAAUAUGCAACUUGCAUUAAGUUCCUCGAAUCCGAUCCACGAAGCUCCGAAGCAGAUCUUCCAGGUUUUGCACUUAACUCGCUGGCCAAAAUCGGCAUGGCAGCAAACACUGUCCUAAACAAAAUCAAUGAUUUGGUUAAUAUGAAUCGCGAGCCUGCUCAAACUGAAGCUUUGAAUUCUUGUGCUGAUCGAUACAGUACAAUUUUGGUAGCUGAUAUGCCAAAAUCUAUUGCGGCUUUGAAACUUGGAGAUCCUAAGCUUGCUGAAGAUGGUGCUAAUGAUGCUGCUGUUGAAGCUACUUCUUGUGAGAAUGGAUUCAAAGGAAAAUCACCACUCACUGAGGAGAAUGCUGCUAUGUAUGAUGCAGCUAUCAUAACAGCAGCUAUUGUUAAACAAAUGCUCUAGACUCUAUUUCUAGACAUAGCUGCAUGCAUGCAUGCAUUUUAAUAAUAGUAUUAUUAUAUCAUAUUGUAUACAAUAUGAUAUUUGUUUGAUCAAAUUGCUGCUAUCAACUUUGUAUUUUUCCCUUUCAGAAUAUUUAUUCACUGUCCUUAUGUUUCUUAUUUUUCAA
Molecule: messenger RNA, 744 nt
Organism: Vicia villosa (hairy vetch)
Lineage: Eukaryota; Viridiplantae; Streptophyta; Magnoliopsida; Fabales; Fabaceae
Product: cell wall / vacuolar inhibitor of fructosidase 1-like
Exons: 1
Coding region: 57-578 (173 amino acids)
Biological process (GO): negative regulation of catalytic activity
Molecular function (GO): enzyme inhibitor activity
Source: RefSeq, a predicted model, not a curated record